Molecule: messenger RNA, 5033 nt
Organism: Andrographis paniculata
Lineage: Eukaryota; Viridiplantae; Streptophyta; Magnoliopsida; Lamiales; Acanthaceae
Product: protein transport protein SEC16B homolog
Exons: 14
Coding region: 383-4753 (1456 amino acids)
Biological process (GO): COPII vesicle coat assembly; Golgi organization; autophagy
Cellular component (GO): ER to Golgi transport vesicle membrane; endoplasmic reticulum exit site
Source: RefSeq, a predicted model, not a curated record
UUCCGUGGGUAGUUGGGGCCAUUGGGAGCGAAAUCGAGGCCUUGUCUUCUUCUUCUUUCUUCUCCUCGUUGGCGCACAUGCAUUUUUGGUUUCUGUAUCUGUAUCUGUGUCUUGCCGCAUUCAUAUAUACCCAAAAAACAUGUAUGUUUAGCGAUUCAUGGGAUUUCCGCAUUUCCAGCUUGAUCUCGUUGUUGCGGUUGGUGGUUUGCAAGUUGGGGUGGAAUCGGAAACCCCAGAUCUUUUGCGUUUUUCAUUGGCCGAGGGUUCUCGAUCGUUGGAUUAGGCGGAUUUGGCUUCUGGAUCUCAAGGUUGUUGGUUCGAUUCUGUUGAAUCGUUUUGCAGGGGGUGGGUUUGUGGAAUUUGAGGAUAGGUUCCGAGUGAAAUGGCUUCGCAUCCUCCUCCAUUCCAGGUGGAGGAUAACACAGACGAGGCUUUUUUUGACGAAUUAGUUAAUGAUGAAUUUGAUGUAGACCAUAAAUCCACUACCUCACCGGCGUCUAAAGGCCGUAGUCCGGCUGACGGAAAUGAAUCCGAUGAUGCUAAGGCUAUUUCUAAUUUGAGUAUCCAUGAGGAUGAGCAUAAAGAGGAAGUUCAUUGGGAGCAUCAGGAGACGAAUUGGGAGGCUGAUUGGGAUAAUCAGCGUGCCGUGGAUGAUCAAGGGCGUAAUGAUGAUGGUGAGGGUUGGGAGCAUCAGUUUAUCAGCGAACUUGAAAAUAAAACAAAUGAGGAUUUCGGUGCCGAGAUGGAGACUGCCGAGCAUGUUCAAGGGGGGAAUGAAUUCGGUACAGACAAAAAAUUGCAAAAUUCAAAACUGUUGAGCCAGAACAGUGGUGGAUCGAUGGUUUCUGAAGUUAAGGAAGUGGAUUGGAGUGCAUUUGAUACUGCCUCAGCUAACAAUGAUAGCAGUGGCCUAGGAUCUUUUUCUGAUUUUUUCAAUCAAUUUGGAGGGGAGAAGGAUGGUGGUGAAUUUGGAAGCAUAGUUAAGAACGUUUCUAAUCAUGAACAUGUAUACAAACCUGAUAAUGUGGACCCUGCAGCCAACUGGCAGUGUAAUGGGGAAUACAGCAAUGGUUAUGCAGAGGAUCCGAAUUCAAAUGCUUACGAUUUGAGUAUGAUCCAGCAAUGGGAGAGUCAGUACCCAGGUUGGAAAUAUGAUCCAAAUACUGGACAGUGGUAUCCGGUCGAGGAUUAUGAUGCAGCGACAAGUUUGAAUGCUGCAGUUGUCUCCAAUUUGUCUGCUGAUUGGAACCAAGCCUCUCAGAUGAGUCAUGCGGCAGAAACCACAUCUUCUUGGAAUCAGGUUUCACCGGAAGGUAGGGAAAACAAUGGGAUUCCAUCAGACUGGAAUCACGCACCAUGUGAUAAUAACGGUUACCUAUCUCAUAUGGUUUUUGAUCCCCAGUACCCAGGCUGGUACUAUGAUACUAUUGCUAUGGAAUGGAGGUCAUUGGAAUCUUACUAUGCAUCAAUUCAAUCCAGUGCCCAAGGUCCAGGCCAAAUGAACCAGGGCACCUUGGAAUCGUACAGUGCCUCUGUGCAGGCUAUUCCGCACUUUCAGGGACACAUGAAUCAGGGUGUUUUGGAAUCUUUCAGUGUACCGUCCCAGCCUUCAGCUCAAGUUCGGGGCCAGAUGAAUCACACUGGAUAUGAUCCAAACCAGGCUGGAUUGAUGAGCAACUAUUAUGAACAAGAGAAAUCAGGCAUGCAAACAGCUCAAGCAGUGGGUAGUAGUCCAGUUACAAAGUUGUACAAUGGAAAUGCUCAGAGUUCAACUCAAUAUUGGCAGAAUGCUGCUGUGAGUACACCUGCAAGUCAACAAAAUUCCGUUUCUCUGAAUAGUCCCAUAACUUUGAGUGUUCCUGGAAGUCAACAAGAUUCUGGCAGUUAUGGUGUAAAAGGUUUAUACCAUGACAGCCGAAGUCAGGAUCAGAAUAAAUUUUCCAGGGCCUCCUUGUUUGAUGCUGGUGGGAAUUUAAUUCAACAGUUCAAUGAUUCAGAAAUCAAUCAAAAUAGUCAAAAAGAAUUCUCCAAUGACUACUAUGGCAGUCAAAGAAAUGUCAACUUUGCAACGCCACAAGUUCAAAAUUCUCAGAUCUCCUAUGCCUCUGCAUCUGGAAGGUCAUCAGCUGGUCGUCCUGCCCAUGCUUUGGUUGCCUUUGGUUUUGGUGGAAAGCUUGUUGUGAUGAGAUCCAGCUCUACUGUAAAUAUGAACUUUGGAAGCCAGGAUUCUGUGGGAGGUACAAUAUCUAUUCUCAACUUAGGAGAAGUUGUGAAUGAUGUUAAUACUUCAGACCGAGGAAUGGGUCCUAGCAGUUAUUUCCAGGCUCUCUGUAGGCAAUCACUUCCUGGUCCUCUUACUAGUGGAAGUGUUGGAACUAAGGAGUUGAACAAAUGGAUUGAUGAAAGAAUAGCAACUCUGGAGUUGACCCAUAUGGGCCAUGGAAAAGCUGAGGGUUUGAGUUUGCUCCUCUCGCUGCUUAAAAUAGCCUGUCAGUAUUAUGGAAAACUCCGAUCUCCAUAUGGCACAGAUGCUGAAUUGAAGGAAAGUGAUGCUCCACACUUGGCAGUUGCCAGACUAUUCUCAUAUGCUAAAGGAAAUGGUUCAAAGUUAACUCAAUAUGGUGUUGCUGCCCAAUGCUUGCAGUAUAUGCCAUCUGAUGAGCAACUUCAGGUGACUGCUGCUGAGGUCCAAAAUCUUCUUGUUUCUGGAAGAAAGAAAGACGCUUUGCAAUGUGCACAAGAUGGUCAAUUUUGGGGUUUUGCCCUUGUUCUUGCUGCACAGCUUGGCAACCAGUUCUAUUCUGAAACUGUGAAGAAAAUGGCACUUCAACAUAUGUCGGCAGGAUCACCCUUACGGACAUUAUGCCUGCUAAUUGCUAAUCAACCAGCUGAUGUAUUUUCUGUGGAUAACACUGCUUCUAGUAACAUGCCUGGCGCUCUAAAUAUGCCUCCACAAACAGCACAGGUUGGUGCCAAUGUCAUGCUGGAUGACUGGGAAGAGAAUUUGGCUGUUAUAACUGCAAACAGAACAAAGGAUGAUGAACUUGUGCUUAUCCAUCUUGGCGAUUGUUUAUGGAAGGAUAGAAGCAAUAUAAUUGCUGCUCACAUAUGCUAUUUGGUUGCGGAAGCGAACUUUGAACCUUAUUCAGACAGUGCGAGGCUGUGCCUUGUUGGUGCUGAUCACUGGAAAUUCCCACGAACUUUUGCCUGUCCAGAAGCAAUUCAGCGGACAGAGAUAUACGAGUACUCAAAAACGCUUGGAAACUCUCAGUUUGUUCUACUCCCUUUUCAACCGUAUAAGUUCAUGUAUGCGCUCAUGUUGGCUGAAGUGGGGAAGAUGUCUGAAGCAGCAAAGUACUGUCAAUCUAUAUUAAAAUCGCUUAAAAAUGGUCGAAAUCCAGAGGUCGAGACUCUGAGACAUCUAGUUUCAUCACUCGAGGAAAGGAUCAAAGCUCAUCAGCAGGGAGGAUUCUAUGCAAACUUAGCUCCAAAAGAAUUCAUUGGUAAACUACUCAAAGUUUUCGACAGCACCGCACAUCGUGUUGUUGGGGGCUUGCCACCAACUGGACCAUCAGCAGUUGGUACUUUACAGAGUAACAAAGAUCACCAUCGUGCACCGGGGCACAGAGUAUCAUCUAGUCAGUCAACAAUGGCUAUGUCCUCACUAGUUCCUUCCCAAUCCAUGGAGCCUAUAAGUGAUUUUGCAGCUAGCAACCGAACAGUUAAGCAUGCAAGAAGUGCUUCGGAACCAGACUUUGGAAGAAGUCCAAUGAAGGGUCGGUCCGAUUCUUUGAAGAAAGAAAGCCCCCCUGGUGGCCACGACAAAUCAUCAGCACCAGGCCCGGCUUCUAGCUAUGGUGGUUUGGGUUUUGGUACUAAGCUAUUCCAGAAAACAUUUGGUUUUGUACUUAAGAACCGUCGCCAGGCAAAAUUGGGUGAAUCCAAUAAGUUCUAUUAUGAUGAAAAACUCAAAAGAUGGGUGGAGGAAGGUGCCGAACCUCCAGCAGAAGAAGCUGCCCCUCCACCUCCACCAAUAGCUACAGCUUUUCAGAAUGGAGCAUCGGAUUACAGCUUAAAAAGUGCAUUGCAAAACGAAUCCUCUCUAAGCAGGGGUAAUCAAGAAUCUAAACCCCCUGGAGCUCCAGAAAAUAAUCCAGGAAUCCCGCCACUUCCCCCAACAACUAAUCAAUAUUCUGCUCGCGGAAGGAUGGGUGUCCGAUCUAGGUACGUCGACACCUUUAACAAAGGUGGUGGCAAUGCGACGACCACUUUUCAGUCACCAGUCGUUCCUUCCAUUAAACCGGUGACAGCAGCAGGAAACCCUAAAUUCUUUGUGCCGGCACCAGCGCCAGUAUCUAAUAGCGCUGAGAAUUCAGGCGAGACACCGGCAAACAACACAUGGGAGAAUACCUCAUCUAAUCCCGAACACUUUUCUUCCCCUCCUCAGAGUGAUUCAUUCAUGACACCCGUAGCUCCACCAACAACCAUACCUAGACAUCCCAGCAUGAACUCCAUUGAGAGGACAGGGGAUAGUGGCUCCACUCCUGUGCGUGGACGCCGGACUGUUUCAUGGAGCGGCAGCCCCUUCGACCAGUCUUUCAGUCCCACUCCCAAUCCCAUUCCGGCCACGACUGAAGUGAAACCUCUGGGUGAGGUAUUGGGGCUGCAAACAUCGAGCGAGCUUUUGGCAGAUUGCUCGUCGUCCAACAAGGAUGGCAGCGUCGUAGAUGAUCUACAUGAAGUAGAACUCUAACACAGUUCUGGUAAUGUAAAUUGCAAAUUUUGGCCAAGCAGCAGCAGCAGCCCAACAUAUUAUCUGCCAGAGGGGAGUAAGAUGAUCUUGAAAAUUUUUGUUCCCUUAUGUCUUAUCCAACCCCAUUUAUAUUUUCUUCCUCACGGUUGGCCCCCUACCCUACUAUCUUCUUCUUUUUUUGCUUUUAUAUUUUUUGGGGUUUAUUUUUACAGUUGUAUUUUAAUAUGGUAGUUGUUACUUAGUAGAGAGCCUUUGGUAUACAUAAUACGUAUAGAGUUGA